Molecule: messenger RNA, 1063 nt
Organism: Cryptomeria japonica (Japanese cedar)
Lineage: Eukaryota; Viridiplantae; Streptophyta; Pinopsida; Cupressales; Cupressaceae
Product: pollen-specific protein C13
Exons: 2
Coding region: 181-840 (219 amino acids)
Source: RefSeq, a predicted model, not a curated record
UAAAGAGAGAGGAACAAACUCAAAACUCAAGGGCGUUAUUGUUACUUUGGUUUUGGAAAUAGAAUAGAACAUUCCAAUGGAUAGAAAAUCUUGCAGAGAGUGAAGGCAGUAGUUGGUAUAAAGAGAGAGGAACGGACUCAAAACUCAAGGGCGUUACUGUUACUGUUACUGUUAGCUUUAAUGGCUUCCAAAUAUACAACAGUUCUGUUAAGUAUCUUGUGCUUCACCACCUGUUUGGCCAAAGAAAGCUCUGCUCAACAGCCAAAGAAUGUUGUGAAGGGAAGAGUGUUUUGCGACACGUGUGGCCAACGUCAAUUGACGGGCACAAAUGCUCGUCCUAUUGUUGGGGCAGUGGUUGCAGUGGAGUGCAAUAUGAAGAGGAAGCUGAAAACAGGCAGCAUUUCAGUUGAAGGAAAAACAGGGGAGAAUGGAGAGUUCAGGGUGAAGUUAAGCCCCUCAGUUGUUCAUUCCAAAUGUGGGGUGCGCCUUGUGAGCAGUCCACAACAGUCCUGCAACAUGCCCUCCAUUGCCACAGCGGCUCACAUCACCUUGGCCUCAAACAACAAUGGACUUUUAACUUACAACUCUCCUCCCUUAGCCUUUCGCCCUUCUUCCAUUGCCUCAUGCAAACACAAACACAGUCACAGUGAUGCAGAUGCAGAUGCAGAAUCAAAGCUUAUUUUUCCUCUCCCUUUUCCUUUUCCUUUUCCUUUCCAAUUUCCACCCACUCCACCCCUCACAAACUUGCGAUUUACUGCACCCCCGCCAAACUUCCCCUUUCCUCCACUCCACCCCUUUCCCAUCUCAGCCCAGCCUGCAACUCCUCCAAUGAAGUCCUAGUGCCCUUUUCUGUUAAUUACCUAAUGAAAUUAGUAAGCAUAAGAUAUUUCAGCUUUCAUACUAGUCUGUUUACAAUAACAGUAUUUGUUAGUACUGAACUUGGCUAUGCCAUGCCAUGAUUUAUAGUAUUUCUCAGUCUUAGCAGAAGUAUUUGAAGGAUUGCUCUUGUACUCCAAGGAAAUCUAUUAUUAUUAUUAUUAUUAUUAUUAUUAUUAUGCAAUUA